AUGAGGAUAAAUGUGAGAAGAGAGAAUACUUUUCAAGAUUUUAUAGCUAUUAGGAAGAAACCAUGGUUUGACCUUGGCAAAGUAUUCAAAGUCAUAUUUAUUGGUGAACCUGCAAUUGAUGACGGAGGACCUCGGCGAGAGUUUUUCUCAGGUUUGUGAAGACUUACAAUUGUAGUCAUUAUGUAUACCACCUACCUGUAGAUUCUGUUGGAGUGUUGGGAACCCUACUCCUCACCUUGAAGGCCAGUCAUUAAUUAGGGUGUUUGCAAAAUUUUGCCUGCUGGCUUGUAAAUUACAUUUGAUUAACUUUUAACUAUACUCCACACAAAAUUCCAUCUGAACCACCUCUGAAGUCACACAAUUUUUUGUCUUCACAUAAAACCUUUCAGUUUAAUCGAUUAAAAGUUUUAUCUAUUUUGUUUUUUAUUAUAGAGAUAUUACAAGUAGUGGAACAACGGCUAUUUCGUGAUGGUUUUCCUAUGCACAGUAUCACUGCUUUGAUAAAUGAUGAGUUCAGAAUUGCACGGGAGCUUAUGACCAUCUCUUUUGCUCAAGGUGGUCCUGCACCAUGUAUUUUUACUGAGGAAGUGUUUGAUUACCUGGUUUCUGGUAUGGAAAGUGUGACCACAACUACAUGGGCAGACCGGAUACGGGAUGAAGCUAGAUUGCUAAUUAAUCAAGUAGACAAAUAUAAAGGGUUCACUGGAGCUUAG
Messenger RNA from Paramuricea clavata, 713 nucleotides. The record is from the annotation of a GenBank genome assembly. NCBI's taxonomy places the organism in Eukaryota, Metazoa, Cnidaria, Anthozoa, Malacalcyonacea, Plexauridae.